AUGGCGCGGUUGGGGGAUCCUGUGCGGAGGCUGUUAGCCAUCUAUACUGGCGGCACCAUCGGCAUGCGGAGCCAGGAGGGCGUGCUGGUUCCUGGAAGCAAUCUGUUAACUGCUCUGAGGAAGCUACCCAUGUUUAAUGAUGAGGAAUACUCUCGAGAACACCAGCUACCAGCAGAUACUCUGGCCCUUCCCCUCAGCAACCAAAACCAACGGAUUCUAUAUACCAUCCUGGAAUAUGACCCACUUUUUGACUCCAGUGACAUGACAAUUAACGAGUGGAUUAGAAUUGCAAAGGACAUUGAGAGGAAUUAUGAGCAGUAUUUUGGCUUUGUAAUCAUCCACGGCACAGACACCAUGGCCUUUGCCUCCUCCAUGCUCUCCUUCAUUCUAGGGAACCUUCAGAAAACUGUCAUCCUCACAGGCGCUCAGGUCCCCAUCCACACUCUUUGGAAUGAUGGCCGGGAGAACCUGCUUGGUGGCCUCCUCAUGGCCGGACAUUAUGUGAUUCCAGAGGUCUGCCUCUUCUUUCAAAACCAGCUGUACCGGGGGAACCGGGUGACAAAGGUGGAUUCUCAACGGUUUGCAGCCUUCUGCUCACCCAACCUGCCUCCACUUGCCAUCAUUGGUGCUGAUACCACAGUCAACCGUGAACUCAUUCUGAAGGCAAGUAUGAACAAACAACUUGUGGUGCACAGCAGCACGGAGAGAAAUGUUGGCGUCCUGCGGCUCUAUCCUGGGAUUACUGCGGCCAUGGUGAAGGCCUUCCUACAGCCCCCCAUGAAGGGGGUGGUGAUGGAGACUUUUGGCUCAGGCAAUGGACCAACCAACCCUGAUCUGCUUUGGGAGCUGAAGAAGGCCACAGAGAGUGGAAUGGUCAUUGUCAACUGUACCCACUGCUUACAGGGUUCUGUGACCUCAGAAUAUGCAACUGGCAUGGCUUUAUCAGGUAUUGGCAUCAUCUCUGGGUCUGAUAUGACAUCUGAGGCAGCCUUGGCCAAGCUCUCUUAUGUGCUGGGCCGUGAUGACCUCAGCCUGGAGGACAAGAAGAAGCUACUGACCAAGAACUUGAGAGGGGAGAUGACUCCCCUGCCUAAAGAUGUCCAGGUCUCACUUCGGGACAGCAAGUUUGUCCAACUCAUCGCCAACCUCCUCUACCUGAACUGCAGCCAGGACCUUGAUGCUGUAAGAGACUCUCUGACUCCUACCUUGGCCUGUGCUGCAGCCCGAAUGGGGGACAUGGAGGCCCUGGAAGUCAUCAUCGAACUGGGUGGGAACCUGAGUGAGAGUGACUUUGAUGGCCGCACUCCCCUGCACAUGGCUGCCCGGGGUGGGCAUGUGGGUGCUGUCCAGUGCCUUCUGAGGAAUGGAGCAAAGGUGAAUAGCUGGGACAGUGACAGGAGCAGCCCACUGUUGAUGGCCAUUAAGGGCAGGCACAGAGAUGUCAUCCGGCUCCUCAGGGAUGCAGGUGCUCAGCUGUCUCCUCAGGAGCUUCAGGGUGCAGGGACUGAGCUCUGCAGGUUGGCUGCGAGCGGUGACAGGGAUGGGCUGAUAGCGUGGCAACAGGCAGGCGUGGACCUAUUCCAGACGGGAUAUGAUGGGCAAACCCCACUGCAAGUUGCAGAAUCUGCUGGGAAUCACGAGUUGGUGAGUCUCCUGAGAGCACUCGGGAUGGAGACCAGGUCUGACAUACUGUGAUGCUUCCUACACUCAGAAGAGAGGGAGAACAUUUGAGAAACUGCUGCCUGAGACCCUCCAUUGCUGGUGCUGAACUUGCCUUCCCUCCUCCUGCUAUUAGUGGCUGGGGGAGGAAAGGAGUCAGAGUGGGUGAUGGGGGAAGAGGAGAAACUCCCUGCUUCCCACUUUGCCCUUUCCCUCCUCUACCACUGCCUCCAAGCGCCCAGGAUACCCAAAUCCUUUGUGGUUUUAAGCUCCGUUGUCUGUUAGUUAUUUCAUGCAUCACUUUUCUAUGUCUCCUCACUGCACCUCUGUGACCCUUGACAAGUUAUUUAUACUUCCAAAAUGAGAUUAGGGCACUGCAACCUACUUUAUAUAUGCAUCUUCGGUUCCAGUUGACAUUUAUUUUUAUGUUUUUUUUUUCUUCAUCAGAGGCAAUAAUGUCCAUAUGAGGACAAAAGCUCACACCGAUUAGGAAUUGACUUUUUUUUUAAGCUGAUUUGAAAGAAAAAAAAGAUUCAGUAUUGAUGUUGUUUGUUACAAUACCUGUCUAAAUUUGUCCACUGUGUUUAAUUUAAGAUUAUUUUGGCAUGUCAAAAGAUUUUCUAUAUAUAUAUAAUACACACACACACAUACAUGUAAACAGCUUUGUAUCACCCUAAAGUUCUAGGUUUUUUUUUUUUCUUAAAAGAAGGCUAUUUGCUAAUGGCAGGUAUCUUAGUUAUUAUCAUAUCUGUCAUGGAAUAUAAAAAAGCACUCAUCCAGCAUUGUAUUUUGUACCUUGAAAGUUAGUCUAUUUGAAUAAAAACAGCUUAUUGGACAUACAGUGUGAUAAAAUUAGUAAGAGUCACAGUCUUGAAAUCAUAAGAAUUGAUUUUGGGUUCUACCUUUUAUCACUUAUUUGCUAUGUGACCUUGGGCAAGUUCCCUUUCUUCCCUGUCUCUGGUCUCAGUUUACCUGUUUCAAAAAUCAGAUGAUUGGGUGAAAUGGUAUCCAAGACCCCUUUUGGUUUUAACAUUGUUUAAAAAACUUCAGGGGGCAGCUAGGUGGCGCAGUGGAUAGAGCACCAGCCCUGGAUUCAGGAGAACCUGAGUUCAAAUCCGGCC
This is a messenger RNA of Vombatus ursinus (common wombat), 2780 nucleotides long. It is a transcript of the gene ASPG, whose product is annotated as asparaginase. Gene Ontology annotation, molecular function: protein binding; asparaginase activity. Gene Ontology annotation, biological process: amino acid metabolic process. The record is from RefSeq and is a predicted model, not a curated record. Bases 1 to 1695 code for a protein of 564 amino acids. The transcript has 16 exons. NCBI's taxonomy places the organism in Eukaryota, Metazoa, Chordata, Mammalia, Diprotodontia, Vombatidae.